UCGGGAGCAAGAUAAAAAUUUGAUCCCAGAUCUCUCCAUCUUAUCAUUAUCAGCAGUCUCCUUCAUUUACACGUGAAACGAUCUUGCACUGGAUCAUUUCUUCCCCGAGGUUGUCCAAACCCCGGACGCCGGUCAACGCCUUACCAAUUUCUUGCUCUCCGCCAUGUCCGUACAGUCGAAAGCAGUCCCGGUUAAGCUGACGCCUUUGGGUAUGGCUCUGGCCGGUGCGCUGGGAGGCUGCUUUAGCACAGCCGUCGUCUACCCCUUGGAUGUGGCGAAGACCCAGAUUCAAGCCUCCAAGGGGAAGUCCAAGGCCGACCUCUCGAUGCUCGCCGUCCUCAUCAGGAUAUUGAAGAAAGAGGGUAUCUUUGGAUGGUACCGUGGAUUUUGGGCGACAAUGAUCAACACAUUCUCUAUGCAAUAUGCGUAUUUCUUCUUCUACUCCAUGGUCCGCACAUCCUACAUCCGGCAUCUGACAAGGAAAAUUCCGGCGGGGUCAAAAGUCCCAGCACUGUCUACCGCAGCUGAACUGCUCCUGGGAGCAGCUGCCGGCGCACUAGCCCAGAUAUUCACCAUCCCCGUUUCUGUUAUUGCUACUCGGCAACAAGUCGGUCGCACAAGCAAGGAGGGAGAGUCGAAACCGCAAGACGACUCGUUCUUUGGUGUUGCCCGUGAAAUUAUAGAUGAAGAGGGCGUUGGGGGCCUGUGGCUCGGCAUCAAGCCCGGAUUGGUCUUGACCGUAAACCCGGCCAUCACGUACGGUGUCUUCGAACGCAUCAAGAGCCUGGUCAUUGCGGGGCAAGCCAAGGCGGGUGGCACCGAGAAGCUUGCAGCUGGAUCGUCGUUCCUCAUCGGCGCGAUGAGCAAAACAUUGGCCACGGUGGUGACCUAUCCGUACAUUAUGGCUAAAGUGCGGAUCCAGACGCGUUCAGCUGACGACGAUGAGGCUGCCCAGACUCAUUUGCCGGCUCCGUCCUCACACCACGCCCACCACGACCACUCACAACUGAAGCACCCAGGGGCUCUCGAUAUCCUGGGCCAAGUGCUCAGGAAGGAAGGCUUCGUUGGCUGGUACAGGGGAAUGUCCGCGCAAAUCAUAAAGGCUGUUCUUUCCCAAGCCUUGUUGUUCAUGUCGAAGGAGCAGUUCGAGCAGUGGGCUCUCAGGAUUAUAAUUAUUUUCGCACGUCUUAGAUAGAUCUGGCAUUGGAUAAAGCACGCUGAUACAUAUAACUGUACCGCAAUCUAAUCAAAUUAGCGCGUUGUUGUGCCGA
This is a messenger RNA of Mycena citricolor, 1271 nucleotides long. The record is from the annotation of a GenBank genome assembly. Lineage: Eukaryota; Fungi; Basidiomycota; Agaricomycetes; Agaricales; Mycenaceae.